Messenger RNA from Penicillium maclennaniae, 1278 nucleotides. RefSeq names its product putative nucleotide-sugar transporter. Bases 1 to 1278 code for a protein of 425 amino acids. Gene Ontology annotation, molecular function: pyrimidine nucleotide-sugar transmembrane transporter activity. The transcript is spliced from 4 exons. Gene Ontology annotation, cellular component: Golgi membrane; intracellular membrane-bounded organelle. The record is from RefSeq and is a predicted model, not a curated record. Lineage: Eukaryota; Fungi; Ascomycota; Eurotiomycetes; Eurotiales; Aspergillaceae. Gene Ontology annotation, biological process: pyrimidine nucleotide-sugar transmembrane transport.
AUGGCAGGCCAUAAUCUCAUUCCGCUCCUGGUCACGAUGAUGCUCGUGACCGGGGUCUGCAACACCAUUCUUAACAAGUACCAGGACAUGCAAUGCGUACGAAAUUGCGAUUCAGCCGAUCCCAACGAGCGCAAGCUGUUCGAGCAGCCGGUUAUUCAAACGGCGCAGAUGUUCGUCGGUGAAAUGGGCUGCUGGCUAGUCCUUGGGCUGUCCAUGCUAUAUAAGAGCUUUAUCGCUCCCCGGCUGUCCCGCGACGCCUCGCCUCUUCUGGCGGGAGGCUACCGUCCCGUGAACGAAGAGGAUGGCGACGAUAAUGACCACACGAUCGAUGGACCGGAGGACCAGCGACAUCCUAAGCCUAUUGAAGGUGAUGGUCGUAUCCCGCUUCGUGGAUGGCGAAUCCUUCUCCUUGCGGCGCCUUCAUGGUGUGAUAUUGCCGGCACGACCCUUAUGAACGUAGGCUUGCUCUUUGUGGCGGCGAGUAUCUACCAGAUGACGCGUGGAGCUCUAGUUCUUUUUGUUGGAUUGUUCAGUGUCCUCUUCCUUCGCCGCAAGCUUUUCCUGUACCAGUGGAGCGCGCUGUUCGUCGUCGUUCUUGGAGUGGCAAUUGUUGGACUGUCCGGCGCGCUUUUCAGCGGCAAGAGCGGCCAUGACCUCACUCAGGAUGAUCGCCUAUCUGAUGAGACUGUCACAAAUACCCCCCAGGCUGUGCAGACCAUCAUAGGCGUGCUCCUCAUUGCCGCAGCGCAGAUCUUCACUGCUUCGCAAUUCGUGCUGGAGGAGUGGAUUCUGGAGAACUAUGCCAUGGAUCCUAUCCAGGUUGUUGGCUGGGAAGGUAUCUUCGGAUUUUCAGCUACCGUGAUUGUCAUGAUUGUGAUGUACGUGACUGUUGGAAGCACUGAGGCUGGUCGCUACGGCUAUUUCGAUAUGAAGGAGGGAUGGCGCGAAAUAACUUCAAAUCGUGCCGUUGCUGUUUCCAGUAUACUAAUCAUGAUCAGCAUUGGCGGUUUCAACUUCUUCGGUCUCUCCGUGACCCACUCCGUUUCCGCUACCUCGCGCAGCACAAUCGAUACCUGCCGCACACUCUUCAUCUGGAUCGUCUCGCUUGGCCUUGGCUGGGAAUCAUUCAAGUGGCUCCAAGUCGUCGGUUUCGGUCUUCUUGUCUACGGAACUUUCCUAUUCAACGACAUUGUCCGACCCCCUCUCAAGGCCUGUCUCCCGAGCAGUGCCCGUGAGGGUCAGGUUCUGCUCCCCGAAGAGCCGAUCGAGCAUAUCUAG